AUGGCCACAUGGGAGUUCGUCCUUGUGUCGCUAGCCGAAGGUCUUGUCAAUGGAGGCUUCGCUGGCCUAUUCUGGACCUUCAUCGGAACCGUGACUUGCUACAGCACUAUUGUCUUGAGCUUGGCCGAGAUGGAGUCCAUGGCGCCUACAAGCGGCGGCCAAUACCACUGGGUCAGUGAAUUUGCGCCGCCUUCUUGUCAAAAAUUCCUGAGCUAUUCCGCUGGAUGGAUGAGCACGCUCGGAUGGCUUGCUGGUGCCGCCAGCGGACUGUUUAUAUGUAGCACGCUCAUCCAAAGCCUGAUCGAAAUAACCAACGCCGACUUUGUCUUUCCGAACUGGCAAUAUACCUUGAUGAGUAUCGCUUUUCUGGUGACAACGAUAUUCUUCAACACUUGGGGAGCAAAGUCUCUACCGUCCGUCGAGACUGCCAGUUUGAUCGGUCACAUGCUGUUUUUUGUCGUCACCAUCAUCCCUCUCUGGGUGAUGUGUCCGAAGAACAGCGCAAAAGAAGUGUUCACAAGUUUCGUCGACAACGGAGGCUGGGGAAACAUGGGCACAGCCUGCCUUGUCUCGCAGGUUGCCGUGCUAUACUGCAAUCUGGGCUCCGAUUCGGCGUGUCACAUCAGCGAGGAAGUGGAAGACGCAAGCUGGACUGUACCAAGAGUCAUGUGGUGGUCUUUCGUGCUGAACGUGGCCAUGGGCAUUGUUAUCCUUCUCACGAUGCUCUUUUGCAUCGGUACUCUGGACGAUGCAAUCAAUGCCGAAGUACCCUACCUCCAGCUCUUUGUGAACUCCGGAAGCAACGCUGUUGCUUUUGUACUCACCAUACUUCUCCUGAUUUUGAUCUUCAGCAGCAACAUCACCGCUUUGGCAACAACAAGUCGUGAAGUGUUCGCCUUCUCUCGGGACAGAGGCUUCCCAUUCUCGAAAUGGCUCAGCAAGAUAGAGCGAAGAAGGAACAUCCCCUUCAACGCCGUCUAUGCCACUGCAUUUUGGAUGGCUGUCCUGUGUCUCAUCAACAUUGGCUCGACAACCGCCUUCAAUAUCAUCAUUUCGCUCAAUUUGCUCGCCCUGCUCAGCACAUAUUUGUUGUCCAUUGGGUGCGUAUGUCUAAAGAGAAUCAAGGGUGAACCGCUACCACCAGCAAGAUGGAGUCUGGGUCGAUAUGGACUUGCGAUCAACUUGUUCGCUUUUGCAUACUCCGCCUUCGCCAUUGUCUUCAGCUGCUUCCCCUCGAGCUUGCCGGUCGACACAAGCACCGCAAAUUGGGCACCUGCUGUGUGGGCUGGUGUGAUAUUGCUCAGCGCAGUAACGUAUUUGCUACAUGGGAGAAGACAUUUCACGGCUCCGGUGGUCUUCGUCGAGGGGAAGAGGACGGGCGGUCUUCAAGGCAGUGAAUGA
This is a messenger RNA of Exophiala viscosa, 1401 nucleotides long. RefSeq names its product amino acid transporter-like protein. Gene Ontology annotation, cellular component: membrane. Lineage: Eukaryota; Fungi; Ascomycota; Eurotiomycetes; Chaetothyriales; Herpotrichiellaceae. Bases 1 to 1401 code for a protein of 466 amino acids. The transcript is spliced from 2 exons. The record is from RefSeq and is a predicted model, not a curated record. Gene Ontology annotation, biological process: transmembrane transport. Gene Ontology annotation, molecular function: transmembrane transporter activity.